AUGACAUCCUUGACAGAACAACCCUUCGCCAUGUUUGCUCACCAGACCGACUCCUCGGACGAGUUCGUCCGGUAUCAGGACCACUCUGGCGCCCAUGCCGUCUUCACCACGGGCCCCAUGGACGUGAGCAUCCCCGCGGACGCCUUUAGCUUCCAGCAGACUAUGGGCUUUGUCGAACAACAGCCUCUGUACGCCGAGGCUCCCAAUUACAUGCUCAACAGCCGGGCUUCACCGGGCAUGUACACGGACGAGUCGGACAUGAGACUCUCUUCGUCUAGCCUUUCGACGGCCUCUGCUCCCUCGGCCGCAUCUUCGGCGAUUGGAUCGCCCCAGUCCAACCACGGCCAGAUGGGUGCUGUGCCCGAGUGGGCGCCCCAGGGCCUCGGAGGUCAACCAGCUAUUGUGGGCAGCGACUUCAUGGCCGGGGCCGACUUCGGUUCGUUUGCUGGGCCCGGCAUGGAGGAGCUCAACUUUGACUUCCCUGCGACUAAGGGCUUCGUCGAUCCUACUACUCUCAUUCAGCCUGAGAUUACCCGACCUCCCAUGGGAAUCCCUUCCUAUGAUACUCACUUCCAGCAGUCCAACCACACCUAUCCCACCUCUCCCUCUGUGUCUUCCUCGUCCCCACAGCCUCAUAUGAUGAGGACCAACAGCUCCUCGCCCUUCCUCCACAACGGUACCUUCCAAUCCGCCUUCCCCAGCAGCCCCUACGGUGCCCCCAUCGACAACCACGUCCGCGCCCCUAGCAUGAGCCAGUUUGUCCCCCCUACGCCUGGCGAGUACAGCGACAAUGAGUCCAAGGAGAAGCAGCGAUGCACCUGGCCCGACUGUGGCAAGACCUUUAAGGACCUCAAGGCGCACAUGCUCACACACCAGAACGAGCGCCCCGAGAAGUGCCCCAUCCAGACCUGCGAGUACCACACCAAGGGCUUUGCUCGCAAGUACGACAAGAACCGCCACACCCUCACUCACUACAAGGGCACCAUGGUCUGCGGCUUCUGCCCUGGAUCCGGAUCAGCCGCGGAGAAGUCGUUCAACCGUGCCGACGUCUUCAAGCGUCACCUGACUGCUGUCCACGGUGUUGAGCAGACUCCCCCCAACAGUCGCAAGAAGUCUUCGACUGGUGUCAAUGCUGCCAAGAAGCUCACCGGCUAUGCUCCCGAUGCCACCGGCAAGUGUAGCACUUGCUCUCAGACCUUCUCCAACGCCCAGGAUUUCUACGAACAUCUUGACGACUGUGUCCUGCGCAUUGUCCAGCAGGAGGAUCCUGCCGAGGCUAUCAAUGCUAAGCGCCUGGCUGAGGUUGAGAACGACAAGGAUGUUCACAUGACUCUGGAGAAGAACAACCUCCCCACUACUACGGAGGCCGCCAUGGCUCAGAAUGACGAUGAGGAGGCUGACACUGGUGAUGAGGACGAGGACUCGCCGCGAACCAACACAUCUCCCACCACCCGCAAGAAGGGUAACCCUCCCAAUGGUGUUCAGAAGUCUCGGGGCGUCACCCACUCUCGAGGUGGUGUUACCCUGACUACCAAGACUCGCAGCCGCAAGAACCGUCGCGAUUAUCCUUCUUCAUGGGGCUUCGACAAGGGCCAGAUGACCAUGAAGAAGCGAGUCAUGGCCGUCUUUGAUGGUCCCCGUCGUCUUGCCAAGGACGAUAUGAUGCUCUCCACCGACCACGAGGUGCGCAUCCCCUUGUCUGAUGGCAAGUCCUACGUCACGGAUCUCGAUGUCCAGACCCUCAAGCGAGCUGCCGGUUUCCACGGUGCCACGGAUGAGGAGAAGGGCCCCUGGAUCUCUGACGACCCUACUGCCGAGCAACUCCACGAGAUGCAGCAGAUGCUUGCCAGCAGCACCACGACCGUUUAA
Molecule: messenger RNA, 1869 nt
Organism: Fusarium vanettenii 77-13-4
Lineage: Eukaryota; Fungi; Ascomycota; Sordariomycetes; Hypocreales; Nectriaceae
Exons: 2
Coding region: 1-1869 (622 amino acids)
Biological process (GO): regulation of transcription by RNA polymerase II
Cellular component (GO): nucleus
Source: RefSeq, a predicted model, not a curated record